Zophobas morio is the source of this 1905-nucleotide messenger RNA. Its product is annotated as UNC93-like protein MFSD11. Lineage: Eukaryota; Metazoa; Arthropoda; Insecta; Coleoptera; Tenebrionidae. The coding region runs from base 94 to 1434 and encodes 446 amino acids. The transcript has 6 exons. The record is from RefSeq and is a predicted model, not a curated record.
CAAUCAGAAUUUUCAAACCAGAUAAACAAUCAGAGCGAAAGUGAAUGGGUUUUGCUUGACCACAAGUCAGUUCGUACUCAAAUUUGAACAAAAAUGGCUCUCGACAGGCGUCUGAUCAACAUCGUCCUUCUGGGCUUGGCCUUCAUGCUGGUCUUUACGGCCUUCCAGACGAUGGGGAACAUCCAAAAAACCAUCAUAGACAGUAUUCAGCAAGAUGAUCCUGACUUCGAAGGCGAUGGUUACGUUAGUCUUUCUAUAAUUUACGCUGUUAUGUCAAUAUUGAAUUGGGCAGCACCAUCUGUGAUAUCCGUAAUAGGACCCAAUUUCGCUAUGCUAAUUGGAGGCGUUACAUAUUUACUCUUCAUUAUGAGCUUCCUGAUCCCUAGAACCUGGCUCCUCUACUUAGCCAGUGUAAUUAUAGGCUGCGGAGCCGCCGUAAUAUGGACAGGACAAGGCAACUACCUCACUCUAAAUUCCACACAAGCCACCGUUUCAAGGAACUCUGGAAUUUUUUGGGCAAUGUUGCAAUUCAGUCUGUUUAUCGGAAAUCUGUUCGUCUACUUCCAAUUCCAAGGGAAAGAGCGUAUCGAAGAGUCAACCAGGAACCUGGUCAUCUGGGUUUUGUCAGGAAUUGCCAUCGCCGGACUCGUCGUCAUGAUUCUCCUACCCAGACCCAAGAAAAACACGGAGACUGAUAUGCCGGCGGAAAGACAACAAGGACCCAUCGAGGCGCUUCGUGGCGCCGUUAAGCUGUUCUUCACCAGAGACAUGCUUCUCCUCACGAUAACUUUCUUCUACACAGGUCUGGAAUUGGGCUUCUUCAGCGGCGUCUACAGCCCUAGUAUCGGCUUCACUAAACAGUUCGAUAACUCCAAAGAACUGGUUGGUCUUUCUGGUAUCUUCAUUGGCGUGGGGGAGGUGUUGGGGGGAGCAGCUUUUGGUAUCUUGGGUGCUAAAACUAUCAAAUGGGGCCGGGACCCUAUCGUCAUUGGUGGAUUCUUAGUCCACGUGGUCAGCUUCUUCCUCAUCUUCUUGAAUCUUCCGAACAACUCGCCGUUCAAAGACACCAUGGAUACAGCAAUCAUCACCAGUAGCAAGGAAUUGGCUAUCUUCUGCUCGUUUCUUCUAGGAUUGGGAGACUCGUGCUUCAACACCCAAAUCUACUCGAUUCUCGCUGGAGUGUACUCGGAGAACAGCUCGUCGGCUUUUGCUAUCUUCAAAUUUACACAGUCGGUAGCUGCCGCCAUCUGCUUUGGUUACUCCACGGCGCUCAUCCUCUAUGGACAGCUGGCGAUUCUUCUGGUUUUCGCUAUUCUUGGCACUGCCAGUUUUGUGAUAGUAGAAUGGAAAGUGAAAAAGCAGGCUCUAGCCCAAGGUGUGCAUGAUAAUGAGAGUGCGAGUGAAGGGAGUGCAGAUGACUUGACUUCAAAAUAGACUUAGAGUGUGGGUGGGUCUGAAUGAGUAUUUUUACUUUUUUACGUACAUUUAAGUAUUAAGAUAGCCGUAACGUAAGUCAUUUGCAUUCCCUUCAUUGCGUUGAAUGGCUUCCAAGAAGCUCCAUUAAAAUAAUAAACAUUUAGAUUCGGCAGGUGAAGAGAAAAAAUAAUGUUUGCUGACGCUUGGUGACAAAUAAUGGUUUUAUCUGUGAUGGAAAACUUUAUGCUUUAGUGAGACUGAUGAAGCUGUAAAUUUAUACACUGUUGCCAUUUUUAAUUAAAUUAUUAAUUGUUGAUAAUUUGUAUAUAAUGUAUAUUUUAUUAUGCUGAGCAUGUCAGAGAGAUUAUGUACAUAGGAGUCAAAUCUGUGACGUGUUCAGGUUUUGAUGAUUACAUGAUUAUGUAUUGUUACGCCAUUUUUAACCCGUCGCAAGCACUGAACAAUUCUUAAAUAAAUUAUGUUCGUAAA